AAAACAAAACCAGACUUUAAAUUAAUGAGUAACUUCUCACCUGGCCAGGUCAGUCACUUUACCUGUUUUAUCAGAAGUGAGGCUAUGAAAGGUGCUUGUUCACGUCUUUGGCAAGGCAUAAGUUGAUCGUAUUCUUUUAUUAAUAGAUCGGAGCAUGGACAGCUGGAAAACUAGAAAUUAAGGACAUAGUUUGGCCUGGGGACAGUCCCGUCCCUCCUAGGGGGGUGCCAGAAAAAUUCAACUUGAAGAUAACCUUUAUGGAAGAACCUCCGUACGUGAACCUUGUCCCGCCAGACAACGAGACUGGAGAGUGUAAGACAGACCGGGCAGUCCCUUGCCGAGUUGCACCGGAGUCCGAAUUGGUUGGAGUCAACAUGACCUUGGCCAUACGAAAUCCCAAGUAUUACAUGUGCUGCUCUGGUUUCUGCAUUGACCUUCUCCAAAAAUUUGCCGCUGACCUCGGGUUUACUUACGACCUUUAUCGGGUGGAGGACGGAAUUUGGGGUGUCCUAAAUAACGGCACGUGGAACGGAUUGAUAGCUGAGAUCGUGGAAGGUCGAGCAGAUGUCGUCGUCACCAGUUUCAAAAUCAACUCGGAGCGACAAACAGCGCUCGACUUCACUCUUCCGUUCCUCGAGACUGGCAUCACUAUCGUCGUCACUAAACGAACCGGGAUAAUUUCCCCCAAAGCCUUCCUUGAACCGUUCGACACAGUGUCCUGGCUGCUAAUCCUACUUGUCAGUAUUCAAGUGGCAGCUUUCACUAUCUUUCUCUUCGAAUGGCUAAGUCCUUUCGGGUAUGACAUGAAAGUCUCGCCUCAAAGAG
Molecule: messenger RNA, 825 nt
Organism: Limulus polyphemus (Atlantic horseshoe crab)
Lineage: Eukaryota; Metazoa; Arthropoda; Merostomata; Xiphosura; Limulidae
Product: glutamate receptor ionotropic, NMDA 2C-like
Exons: 4
Biological process (GO): synaptic transmission, glutamatergic; modulation of chemical synaptic transmission
Cellular component (GO): postsynaptic membrane; plasma membrane
Molecular function (GO): NMDA glutamate receptor activity; transmitter-gated monoatomic ion channel activity involved in regulation of postsynaptic membrane potential
Source: RefSeq, a predicted model, not a curated record